GGUCUCUCCAUCCUCUCAGCAGUAGCAGCUUCAUGGGGACACACUGAGCCCGCCGCACUUUACACCGUUCCAGUACUGCUGCUGAUCCCCGGCCACUGCCGCUCUGCUGCCGCUAGUUUUCAUGACUUUGUGGCGCCGCAAACUUUCUCCGGAGUGGAAUAUAAAACCUCCUAAAUCAAUGGAUUAGCACCGAGCGCGUAGGAUUAUCAAUACUGCAGUGAAGCUCUUUUCAUUUUUUAUUUUAUUAGAUGUUCAUGAGGACUCUGUCUAUGUCUUCAGUUGGAUGAUGGCUCAGGCAGUCUCUGUCAUUCCACUGUUUGGCAUUAUUCUGAAAAUCAGUUGCGUUGCUGCCAUCGAACUGCGGUUUAUGCCUGAUCCACCAAUGCUGAACAUCUAUGGCAUUCACAGGAUGAACAGAUCUGACAACCUGGAACUGACAUGCAGAGGCCGUCAGUACCUGAGGUGGACGACCCCUCCUACGAGCUCUCGCUUCUCCACCAGUGACUGCAGCGGAUCGGGACUCUUCUGCACAACACUGCACAUCUCCAACGCCACUGUCAAUGAAACCGGGCAGUACCAGUGCUCCUACAGAGACCUGAAAGUCGAAGAUGGCAAGACUUCAGCAGCCGCUUAUGUGUUUGUUCGCGAUGACAAGGUGCCGUUUGUGCCGUCUGAGAAAGAAUACGAGGUGGUGUUCACCCGGGAGGGAGAGCGGGUGGUCAUACCAUGCCGAGGCUCGGUGGAGAAUCUCAACGUUACGCUCCACACUAAGUAUCCAAAUAAGGAGCUUCAUCCCGAUGGGAAGGACUCUCUGUGGGACGCCAGGACGGGUUUCACCAUUCACAGUCAUCUGAUCAGCUACGCUGGCGUCGUGUCCUGCCAGACCCGGAUUGGAAAUGAGACGUUCAAGUCCCCUCUCUACAUUGUUGCUGUUGUCGGAUACAAGAUCUAUGAACUCACCCUGACCCCCGCGCAUAUGAGGCUGUCUGUGGGGGAGCUGCUGGUGCUCAGCUGCACUGCCAAAACCGAGCUCAACGUGGGCAUCGAAUUCAACUGGACGCACUCCGGCCGGGCCCUGACCUCGGUGAACGGUUCGAAGACGAGCCACUCAACACCCCACAAGAAGAAGCUGUGGAACUCCCUGGAGCUGUCCAACACACUCAUAGUGGAGAACGUGACAGUGGAUCACACCGGAGAAUUCACCUGCACUGCAUCCAGUGGGAAGAUGGAGAAAAGUGCCUCAGCAUUUCUCAAAGUGUACGAAAAGCCUUUCAUUGAUAUGAAAGAGCCGUGGACAAAGGUUUCGGAGGUAAAUGUGGGAGAUCAAACAUCUAUCCCUGUCAAGUACUCGGCCUACCCAGAGCCCGACUAUAAAUGGUUAAAAAAUGGCCUGCCGCUGAAGGAUGAUUACAGAAUAAAACAGAAAAGUGAUGCCCUCAUCAUCCGGGGAGUCACAGAAAUGGAUGCAGGGAAUUACACAAUGGUCCUGACCAAUAAGAUUACCAAAGAGGAACAGAGACGCUCUUUCCAGCUGCUCGUCAACGUGCCUCCUCAUAUCAUCGAGAAGGAGGUGGCGGUGGACACUGAUGUGUACCCGUACGGCAGCAGCCCCACCCUAAGGUGCACAGCCCGUGGAUUUCCCACACCUGCACACAUCCACUGGCAGUGGAUGUCUAAAGAGGACUGUCCAAAGGCCUUCCUGUCAGGGCUGGUAAAGUCUGAGGUACAGCUGGCCGAGUGUACAGGUUGGAGAGAUAUCAGCAAUAGCACCGGUCACAAGCCUGUAGAGCGAAUUCUGAUUGACGCUGGGCACGCCCAAAAGAAAAUCGCCAGCUCUUUGAAGAUUCAGAAAGCUGAGGCCCACGCCCUCUACAGAUGCAUGGCUGCCAACAAAGUAGGAGAGGAUUCACGCGUCAUCUUUUUCCACGUCACACGUGGCCUUGAGGUGAGCGUGUCUCCAUCCACUGAGCCCUUAGAGGAGGACCAUGUGGUUCUGCGGUGUAAGGCCGACAGGCUGAUCUACGGCAACCUCGCCUGGUUCCGUGUGACUAACGUCUCCGAGUCGGAGCAUUUUGCGCCGGUACAGCCCUGUCGCUCCCUCGCACUGUCGCACGUCGUGCAGUCUAGCCUGAAGGGCGCUAACGUCGCCCUGGAGCUGUCGCUGGCCAACGCGUCCCGUCAGGAUGAGGGUCUGUAUGCCUGUCAGGUGGAAAACAUCAAGACUCAGGAGAGAACUUGUCUGCUACGCCGUCUUUCUCUCAAAAGUCUUGAGGCAGCAAGGAUCCUUAAUAAUUUAACCGAUCAGAAAGUUAACGUGAGUGCAACCAUCAGUCUCCUCUGUGAUGCUGCCGGGACGCCGAAGCCGACGGUGGUGUGGACCAAGAACAACCACACUGUGGUGGAGGGCUCAGGUGUGAUUCUCAGUCAGCACAACCACAUCCUGACAAUCCAGCGUGUGAAGAAGGAGGACAGCGGUCUAUACACAUGCAGUGCAUGUAACAGCCGUGGCUGUGACACCUCACAGGCCUAUUUGACUACUGAAGGUGCAGAGGAAAAGACUAAUGUGGAACUGAUUGUUCCUAUAGGCUCAGUGGUCAUCGCCAUGUUUUUCUGGUUACUGAUCGUUUUUGUCAUCCGUGGAAGAAAGAGACCAAGUGGUGGGGAUCUGAAGACGGGCUACCUGUCCAUGAUCCUGGACUCUGAGGACAUUCCCAUGGACGAGCAAUGUGAAAGGCUCACUUAUGAUGCUAACAAAUGGGAGUUCCCUCGGGAUAGGCUGAAGCUGGGUGACCCGCUGGGACGAGGAGCAUUUGGUCAGGUGGUAGAAGCGGCCGCCUUUGGCAUAGAGAAAGCAACCACGUGCACCACUGUGGCAGUCAAGAUGCUUAAGGAGGGAGCCACGUCGAGUGAGUACCGCGCAUUGAUGUCAGAGCUUAAAAUUCUCAUUCAUAUAGGACAUCAUCUCAAUGUUGUCAACCUGCUGGGAGCCUGUACGAAGCCUGGAGGGCCACUGAUGGUGAUUGUGGAGUAUUGUAAACACGGAAACCUCUCCAGCUACCUGAAAAGCAAGCGCGGAGAGUACAGCCCCUACAAGAGGAAGCGGUUGAACAGCCAGAAGUGGGCGUCUGCAGAGGAGGAUGUGACCGAAGGGGAUCUGGGUCUGGGGAAGUUCGCUCAGCUGGACAUCUGCACAGGAACGGCUGUCUGCUCCACAGCUGGAGACAGGUCUUCAGGCAGCAACGUGGACAUGCAGGAAGAGAGCUCAGACGAUGACCAUCUGACCAUGGAGGACCUGAUAUGCUACAGCUUCCAGGUGGCCAAAGGCAUGGAGUUUCUCUCCUCCCGCAAGUGCAUCCACAGAGAUCUAGCAGCCAGAAACAUCCUGCUUUCAGAGAACAAUGUGGUGAAGAUCUGCGACUUCGGCCUCGCUCGAGAUGUCUACAAAGACCCUGACUACGUCCGCAAGGGAGAUGCCCGUCUCCCUCUAAAGUGGAUGGCUCCCGAGACCAUCUUCGAUCGGGUGUACACCACACAAAGUGAUGUUUGGUCCUUUGGGGUUCUUCUCUGGGAGAUCUUUUCUCUGGGGGCUUCUCCUUAUCCGGGUGUUUGCAUCGACGAGUUAUUCUGCAGGAGACUGAAGGAAGGCACCAGGAUGAGACCCCCAGAAUACGCCACCACUGAGAUAUACCAGACCAUGUUGGACUGCUGGCUGGAUCGUCCCACAGACAGGCCAACAUUCGCAGAGCUGGUUGAACAUCUGGGCAACCUGCUGCAGGCCAGCGCUCAACAGGAUGGGAAGGACUACAUCCCUCUGACAGCAGGCAGCGAGGCAGAAGGAUCUCCAGUGACCCCUGACCCCAGGAGCCCCUACAGCAGGCCGCAAAGUGGGGAAGUCCUGGAGGCUCAGCUGCACUAUGACAAACCGCCGUCCCUUGGGCUGUCCCAACAGAGUGAGCGGGGCAGUCGGCCCCUCAGUGUGAAGAUGUUUGAGGACAUCCCGGUGGCGCGCAGCAGUGUCAUGGAGGGCCACACAGACAGUGGUAUGGGCUUCUCACCAGAGGAGGUAAAGGGUUUGAAUCAACAGCUGCCAACUACACCCAGCUUCAGCCAGCUGCUGCGCUGUAAGAGUAAAGAGUCCCUGGCCUCGGAGUCAUCCAAUCAGACGAGCGGAUACCAGUCGGGGUACCACUCUGACGACACGGACACCCCAAUCUACGCCAACGAGGAGAUGAUCAUGAAGCACAAGAUGCUGAAGAAGCCUCCGCUGCCCAAGACGCCUGACAAAUUCAACAUGGAGAUCCGCUACAGCACGCCGCCUGUCUGAGCCCAGCAACGCAGCCCUGAGUCUUUUCACUGUACAGUUUCUUUCCCUUCCACAGUUAUUACACUUUAGGAACAUGUUGAGGUAUUUUUUUUCUUUCUUACGAGAGAUAACUUGAUAAGUCAGCUGGAACAAAAUGAUGGUUGUAUGAUAAGUUUGUAAGCAUAGCUCUCUUUGGACCGCCGGAGGAAUGCUUUUGUGUUUCCUCAGCGAGUAAAAGGUCUGGGGAGCUGAGACACGACCACACGCCUACUUCCUGAGGCGCAAUACACUUACACCACUUCCUCUAUUGCAGGAAAUGACAUCUGGAAGUUUUAGAAAAUGGAAUCUGCACAUGUUGUCAUUUCUUUCUUUCUUUCUUUAUUUCUUUUUUUCAUUCUCUACUUAUUUUGUAUUGUGUUGGCACAGUAAAUGUCUGGUAAGGAGGCAGUUCUCUCAGAUGAAUCAGAACAAUGUUUCUGUAGAGUCACAUUUGUACAGUUCCUUUAUGCAUAUAUAUAUAACUUACAGUAUUUUAUUGAAAGUGUAUAACUAAACCGGCAAUAAAUGUAACUAGUUUUAUAAAAUAAAAAAAUACUCAUUCAGUUUAAGACA
Messenger RNA from Perca fluviatilis (European perch), 4915 nucleotides. RefSeq names its product kinase insert domain receptor (a type III receptor tyrosine kinase) (gene kdr). Gene Ontology annotation, biological process: positive regulation of kinase activity; multicellular organism development; protein phosphorylation. NCBI's taxonomy places the organism in Eukaryota, Metazoa, Chordata, Actinopteri, Perciformes, Percidae. Gene Ontology annotation, cellular component: membrane; signaling receptor complex. Bases 284 to 4324 code for a protein of 1346 amino acids. The transcript has 30 exons. Gene Ontology annotation, molecular function: growth factor binding; ATP binding; vascular endothelial growth factor receptor activity. The record is from RefSeq and is a predicted model, not a curated record.